GCGCCCCGGAGCCUGGGCCCGAGCCAGGUGAAGAUCCGCCCGCGGGGUUGCGGCGACGGGGCCCUCCUCGGCCGCCUCGGGGUGCUGGUCCAGGCGCUGCUGGCCCUGGUGGCCUUCAGCACCCUCAUGCUAAAACGAUUUAAGGAGCCAAAGGAUGAGAGACGACCCUGGAGGAUAUGGUUUUAUGAUACUUCCAAGCAAGCUAUUGGCGCGCUCUUCAUCCACUUCGCCAAUGUCUUCCUGUCCGAUCUUACAGAAGAAGACCCCUGCUCUCUUUACCUAAUGAAUUUCCUCUUGGAUGCCACAUUGGGUAUGCUGUUGAUUUGGUUCGGGGUGAAGGCGGUGUCCUGGAUUGUGGAAGACCGGAAAUGCAAACACCUCGUCUUUGGAGAGUAUGGUGACCCUCCACAAGCAGCCGCUUGGAUUGGCCAGUGUCUCUUCUAUUUGCUUAUUAUGGUCUUUGAGAAGACUGUCGUUGGCCUUGUUUUACUCAUUCCUGGUUGGACAAAGCUUCAGGAAAUUCUUCUGGGUUAUAUCCCUGACCCUCAGUUGGAACUUGUGCUGGUGAUGCUCGUGGUACCGUUUAUUGUCAACGCAGUGAUGUUCUGGGUGGUGGACAGCUUGAUCAUGAAGAAGUAUAAGCAGAAGGAGAUCCAGUGGUGUGUUGAACCACCCCCAUGCUACAGCAAUGAAGAGCACCAGGGGCUGCUUUCUCCGGCGUUGGAUUUCGACCGCUCGGGAAGUGACCCAGAACUUUCAGGAUCUCUUCUCCAUGGCAGACGCCCUGUGAUAGAGCAGACAGAAUCUCAGCUGUCGGUUUAACAGGGACAGAUAACGGGGAUGGAAUGUGCAAACCGAGAGAAACCCAGUAAAAAUACAUGGUGGAUUUUUCUUCAAGGAACCCUGUGCUCUUCUUGGAGUUAGAAAUGAUGCGUGUAACAACCAGGGGAUUUCAGCCAACUGGAGACUUAAUUAAGGGUCACUAGGAGGCGCUAAUCUAUUAAUGAUUUUUGUUGGAAUGCAUGUUCUCCGUAUGAAUUCUGGGGAGUACAGUCUGAGUAUUCUGGUGGACAGAAGAUUCUGUUUUGCAAUGUAUUUUUGUCUCCUGAGUUCAUUCAAGCAGAUGCUGGAGCAUGUUGAAUGAACAUUUCUGGCUGACCAGCCACUGGUGGGUCUGGUUUGGA
Molecule: messenger RNA, 1184 nt
Organism: Pogona vitticeps (central bearded dragon)
Lineage: Eukaryota; Metazoa; Chordata; Lepidosauria; Squamata; Agamidae
Product: store-operated calcium entry regulator STIMATE
Cellular component (GO): membrane
Source: RefSeq, a predicted model, not a curated record